Messenger RNA from Candoia aspera, 4027 nucleotides. RefSeq names its product CLPTM1 like (gene CLPTM1L). The transcript is spliced from 17 exons. Lineage: Eukaryota; Metazoa; Chordata; Lepidosauria; Squamata; Candoiidae. The coding region runs from base 168 to 1805 and encodes 545 amino acids. The record is from RefSeq and is a predicted model, not a curated record. Gene Ontology annotation, cellular component: membrane; endomembrane system.
GUUUCCGUUGUCGAAGGAAGGGAGAUCCGAAGGAGGGAAGCGGGUGGGGAGCUGACCCCGCUCGUCUCGGGCAACGGCCCCAGAGUUGCAGCGCUCGGUGUCGUGCGCUGCUGCCUGUGGUGGGUGGUCGAUGCCGGUGGCGGCCGCGGAGCUGGUCUGGGGGGGCGAUGCUGCCGAGGCGCAGCUCGCUGACGGGGCUGGCAGUGGGGCUGUUUGCCGUCUACGUGGCGCACACCUGCUGGGUGAUGUACGGCAUCGUCCAUACCCGGCCCUGCCUCGCUGCCCUCCACGACGGCGAAGGCAACGACGGCUGCAUCCGGCCUUACCUGGCGCGUCGGCCCAAGCUCCAGCUAAGUGUUUACACAACUACACGCUCAAACAUAGGCACUGAAAAUAAUAUCGACCUGGUUUUGAAUGUGGAAAAUUUUGAUGUCGAAACUAAAUUUGAAAGAACAGUUAAUGUUUCUGUACCAAAGAAAACAAGAAAUAAUGGGACAUUAUAUGCCUACAUAUUUCUUCAUCAUGCUGGAAUUCUGCCUUGGCAUGAUGGCAAACAAGUGCAUAUGGUAAGCCCUCUCACUACUUACAUGGUACCUAAACCAGAGGAAAUCAAUCUUCUUACAGGAGAAUCUGUCACCCAGCAAAUUGAAGCAGAAAAAAAGCAGACUUAUGCCCUAGAUGAGCCUGUGUCACACUGGAGGUCUAGGUUGACCUUAAAUGUUAUGGUGGAAGACUUUGUCUUUGAUGGAUCCUCUCUUCCAGCUGAUGUACACAGAUACAUGAAAAUGAUACAGUUGGGCAAGACAGUGCAUUACCUUCCAAUAUUAUUUAUUGAUCAGCUGAGCAACAGAGUGAAAGAUUUAAUGAUUAUAAACCGUUCAACGACAGAGCUUCCACUUACAGUGUCAUAUGAUAAAAUAUCAUUGGGAAAACUCCGGUUUUGGAUUCACAUGCAAGAUGCUGUGUACUCUCUACAGCAGUUUGGUUUUUCAGAAAAAGAUGCUGAUGAAGUAAAGGGAAUCUUUGUGGAUACAAACCUCUAUUUUCUUGCUUUGACAUUUUUUGUUGCAGCAUUCCAUCUUCUCUUUGAUUUCCUUGCAUUCAAAAAUGACAUCAGCUUCUGGAAGAAAAAGAAGAGUAUGAUUGGCAUGUCUACAAAAGCAGUGCUUUGGCGAUGUUUCAGUACUGUGAUCAUAUUUCUUUUUCUGUUGGAUGAGCAAACAAGCUUAUUGGUACUGAUUCCAGCUGGUAUUGGAGCAGUGAUUGAGCUUUGGAAAGUGAAGAAAGCAUUGAAAAUGACAGUUGAAUGGAAUGGUCUGAUACCAGCAAUAAAGUUUGGUGCUUUUACUGAGUCUGAGAAGAAAACUGAAGAAUAUGAUACUCAGGCUAUGAAAUAUCUGUCAUAUUUGCUAUAUCCAUUGUGUAUUGGAGGUGCAAUUUAUUCUUUGUUGAAUAUCAAGUACAAAAGCUGGUAUUCAUGGUUAAUUAAUAGUUUUGUCAAUGGAGUGUAUGCUUUUGGAUUUCUAUUUAUGUUGCCACAACUUUUUGUAAAUUAUAAGAUGAAAUCUGUUGCACAUUUGCCAUGGAAGGCAUUCACGUACAAAGCAUUCAACACGUUCAUUGAUGAUAUUUUUGCAUUUAUUAUUACUAUGCCAACAUCUCAUCGGCUGGCUUGCUUUAGAGAUGAUGUGGUGUUCUUGGUGUACCUUUACCAAAGAUGGCUUUAUCCUGUGGAUAAGAGCAGAGUGAACGAAUAUGGAGAAUCCUAUGAAGAGAAGCUGAAAAGAAAACCCCACAAAGAAUAAUUUAAGAUAUCGCUAGGAAAUUCUUUGGAUUGAUACUGGCUGCACAUGUUGUUUGACUUUUAAAAAGAGACAAAGCAAAAGAGUAUUCUUCAGAGCUUGGGACAGAACUUCAUGGACAUUGUAUCAUCUGCAUUGCCAAAAUAUGUUAUGAUUACCUUUGGAUUUGUUUUUAAAUUAUUAUUUGGGGUUCAACAAGGCUGCCAAUAUUUCUGCCAGGUGGUUAACAUUUUGAAUUCCUUUGACAAUUUCUGCAUAAAUAUUUGUGUCUGUUCCGCUUAAUGUCUUGAACCCUCCAACAGCUGGCAUUAAGGAAUAUACUGUACAUUUAAAUUCUGCUCUUCAGCUUAUGAACAAGAAGAACAUACUGUGAAUGAUUAUGAAAAGGUAACAAACCGACGAGGACAAGGACCUGCCCUUCGCUUUCAGGCUUUUCUGUAAAAAGGUUUUGGACCAAUCCUUGGCAUGAUCCAGCCAAAGUUCAGUCCUUUUUAUGAUUUUAGGGAGGGUACAUUCCUCUCUCACUCUUUGAAAUCAUAAGGAUUAAAAAUAUUUGGUUGGCUGGAUUGUGUCCCUUAUUUUGUAUUAUGUUUCCUGAUGUGAGCAUUUCAUUUUUUUGAACAUGUCAGCUAUGCUUCUUAUGUGAACCUAAUUACAGCAGCAACCAUAUGAAGACAUGUACCCUAAAUGGUAUGUAUCAAACCAUUCUAAGCUGGUCCUGGAUGCAAAGCUUGUAACUUUAAAAACAUAUUAGCAUAAGUCAACUAAGUACAUGGAGCAAAUAGUAUUCUAGUUUGGGGGAUGAAUGUUUUGGUACGCACAGCAAAAUGCUUUUGUUCAACUCUAAAGUUGGAAUUUCUUGAUUCCACUAAACAGGAUCUAUUUUCUAAGGUCAAAAGUCAUUAUGUUUUCAGUCAAAAACAUGUUUUUAGAAGAAUGUAAAUACAUAGUUGCAUGACACACUAUUGUGCCAAUGAUACUUCGGCAGGGAGACUGUAGACCUUUUUCAUUCUAAAAUGAUACAAACCAUAAUGAGGAGUGGUCUGAAGCAACAGGCAGGCAGAAAAUAGAGGCCUCAAGAAAACAUUACAAAGGAAAAUCAGUUCAAACUCUACUGGUAAGGAAAUUUUAAUUUUCCAAUUGCCAUGUUUUGUUUUGGUGCAGGGGCUUAAACUUUUAUAAUGAGCCUUUUUAUAAAUCUGGAUGCUGUGUUUAUUAAUCAAAAUGUUUAUAUUUCAUGUGAGAUACAAUUUUAAGCAUGUUCAAAAUGCAAGUUUAAAAAACCAUUUAGACUGGGGCAUGAGCUUUAAUAGAACUGCUGUGCUACAUGUUCUUUUCAAAACUAAUCUCCAUUGACUUCCAUGAAAUUGUCACAUCUAGUCUAUGGGAUUGCCUUUUACUUCUCAAAUCCAGAACUCUGGACAACAAUCAUGGAGUUCCUGUGGAUCUGUGUGACCCACAUGUAAGGAAUUGAUGGGGGUGGGGAGAGAGGGCUGCCACCUUGUGCCUAGUUGUGCAUGCUUAAGGCCACUGAUUGAAUGAGACUUGAGUAUGCUUAAUAGUGACUUUAUUGCCAAAAGGUUUUGCUUUUGAUAUUGCUGAAUAUGCAUGUGUAUCUUCCCCGCUACAGUUCCAGAAAUCCACUGGUGCUUAAUUCUUAAAGAUAAUAUUAGGUGGCUUAUUUUAAAUUAUUAGGAAACUUUACCAAAAAUGAGUUCAUUCCAGUCUAAAGUAGUUAUGUUCAAUCCCACUCAGAUUAAUGGAGCAAAUAGUGACUAACUUAACAUUAAUUAUGGGACUAAAGUAUAACUAAUUUAGCCUGGAUCCAAUAAUAAUUGACAAUUUUGGUCACUCCCAAGCUUUCAUUUUGCUCAUUUUUCUUUUAUUUUUGUACAGCAGAAUUUAAAUUAUUAAAUGGAAGAAAAAUAUUGUCAUGAUCCACCCAAAUGCAAUUUUUUAAAGGUUCCAACUAUAUAAAAAUACCUUGGCGGAAUUAUUAAUAUUACAAGUUUCUUUGGUUAAUGUUGAAAACUAAAAAAUAUCAUUGCUUGGUUAAAUGACUUGCAGUACAAAUACUGUGUGAUUUAAAUGAAAACAGUUUGUUUUAAAUUUGAAUUAGGAAUGUAAUUGGAAACAUGAGAUCUGGUUACCUUCUAAUCCUGUCAAUUAUCUUUGUUUCCUCCACGCUGUAUAGAAAUAAAUGUUAAUAUAUACAUCAACACAUA